Molecule: messenger RNA, 1089 nt
Organism: Stylonychia lemnae
Lineage: Eukaryota; Ciliophora; Spirotrichea; Sporadotrichida; Oxytrichidae
Source: the annotation of a GenBank genome assembly
AUGGCUCGUACUCAAAAGAACAAGGCUACUGAGUACCAUCUUGGUCUACUCAAAGCUAAACUCGCCAAAUACAGAUCUCAAAUCAUAGACGGUGAUAGAAAGGCAGCUGCAGCUGGUGGUAAAGGUGAGGGAUUCGAUGUGGAAAAGCAUGGUGAUGCUCGUAUUGCUAUGAUCGGUUUCCCUUCUGUAGGAAAAUCAUCUAUCCUCUCUCACUUGACAGAGACUGAAAGUGAGUGUGCUGCCUAUGAAUUCACAACCUUAACAUGUAUCCCAGGUGUCUUACAAAUUAACAAUGCUAAUAUCUAAUUGUUGGAUCUACCAGGUAUUAUUGAAGGAGCUGCUAGUGGAAAGGGUAGAGGUAGAUAGGUUAUCGCAGUCGGAAAAAGUAGCGAUCUCAUUAUGAUGGUUCUAGAUGCUCAAAAGGGAGAGGAAUAAAAAGCAAAGAUUACUAGAGAGCUUGAGAGUGUAGGAAUAAGACUAAACAAGGUUAAGCCAAACAUUAACAUUAAAGUAAUGAAGACUGGAGGUAUCAUUUUCAAUGCUUCAGUAAAGCUCACUAAAAUUGAUGAGAAGAUGGUCAGAAAUAUCAUGGCUGAGUACAAAAUGCACAAUGCACAUGUGAACUUUAGAGACGACUAUGAUGUGGAUGAUUUAAUUGAUGUCAUUGAGGGAACUCGUAAGUAUGUCAAGUGUCUCUACGUUUACAAUAAAAUUGAUACCAUCUCAAUUGAAGAUGUAGACAAGCUCAUGAGUGUAAAUCACAAUGUGGCAAUCUCCGUACACAUGAACCUUGGUAUCGAUGUGCUCCUUGAAAGAAUCUGGGAUAUGCUCGGACUAGUCAGAAUAUACACUAAAAAGAAGGGAUUCUAACCAGACUUCUCAGAUCCUUUAAUUCUUACUGCUGGAAGAGAUGGAGUUACAGUCAAGUCAGCUAUCAUGCAAAUUCACAGAGGUUUGUUGAAAGAACUUGCUUAUGCUUAUAUAUGGGGAAGAAGUGUUAAGUUCUCUCCUUAGAAAUGCGGUUUAAAGCACGAACUGAAUGAUGAAGAUGUCAUCUAAUUCAUCAAGAAGACUUCAGGGGCAAAAUGA